UAAAGAACGCAUUCCCUUACAGACAUUCCCUGAUCGCGCUGUACAUGUAUACACAGGCAUCGCGACGUACACUGUCUAUAUUCGCGUUAACCGGCACAAUUGCCACAAUGCUCCAUCACCACGGCCGAUUAAGUUGAAGAAAAACGGGGAAGAUAUAGUUUUCUCUCUCCUCUAUACAAGCUUGGUAGUUAAUGAUGUUAUGAUGCGGCGGGAAUUUGUGGCUACGCGCGAUGCCGUGAUCAUGUUUGCGGAUUGUCAUCGGAUUCGACUGUGCAAAUGAACCUCCAUCUUACGAUAUUCACCAGGCUGACGGCGCCAUCGUCCCCGCGUUGUCCGCCCUCCAUGUUGCAGCUGGUGUUGUGGCUCGUGUGGCAGCUGUACUUCCUGCUGGUCAACGGCGUCUUCUGGAGUCUGGUGGUGCUGGUGGUGGCCACCAUCGUCUUUGUCUUGCUGUCCGAGCGUGUCUUCUACUUUCCGGAUGUCGCGGCCCCGCCCCCACCGGCCCCGGACGGCCCAGGCGCCGCGCCCCCGUCCCCGCUGCCGCCGGCCGGAGUGCUGCCGGCGGCGUCCGCCAGCGAUACCGCCGUCGUGGCCGUGCCAACCGCCUCCGGGGCGCUACAGUGCCUUGCCGUACCCAAGCCUCGAUGGGGAAAGGCCUUCUCCUACCACAGCCAGGACGCCUCCAACUCCUCCAGCGACAGCGACAACGCCGACCCGCACAAUCUCAUCGUGCGCUGUCUGCAGUCGCACCAGGAGGAGCACUCACCGGGCGGCGGUGGCGGAGGAGGAGACCCGGGCACGGCCGAUGGGACCGGCGAGAUGGGCGGCCUUAAGAGUCCGCGGCUGCGCCGCUCCAAGUGGCGCUCCAAGCACAAGGACCAGCGCCAUCGUACCGAGCGGAAGAUGCGGAACGGCACGCUGCCGACGGAGCGGCCGCGACUGCAGCGCCAAGAGACGGUGGGCAGCAGCAACGCCUCCGCCCUGGACAUCCCGUCGCCCAUCCAGAGCGACGAGCAGGAGCAGGACUACGACGCCAUGUCCAGCCAGAACUACGUCGUCGAAGAGGAGGAUCUGGAGGCCGUCGGCAGCAGUGCCGCCGCCACGGCAGCCCCUCCGCCGCCCAACAGCAGUCGCGAGCGCCGCCAGCGCCGCUUCGUGGAGGAGCAGCGGCAGGCGCACACGCUCCUCAAUGAUCAUCCAUUACCGUCCGAUUUCUCCAUUUCCUUUGCGGAAGGAAGUAGUGAUAUGCCUUAUUCGGCAAGCGGCCUGAGCCAGCUGAGCGCCGGCAGCGGACCGCAGAUGGUGCCGGUGUGCGGCAGCGUGGAGGUGUCCUUCUUCUACGACCCCCUGAAGAAGACGCUCUUCGUCACGGUGGUGCAGGCGGCCAAUGUGGGCAGUGUGGCGCAUGCCGGCCUGCAGAUCAAACUGUGCCUGCUGCCGGCCAAACGGCUCCGCUUCAAGACCAAAGUGCGCCCCGGCAAGCAGCCUAAAUUCCACGAAUGCUUCCACAUGAAGAACAUCCCGCCGGACGACGUCCACGGCAUGGCGCUGCGCAUCCGCCUGUACAUGUACGAGAAGCUGGUGCGCGGCCAGCUGAUUGGGGAGUCCAUCGUGGCGCUGGGCAGCAUCAAUCUUGACCUGGACACCAUGAUGUGGCUGACGUUGGAGCCGCGGAAAGCGCUCUUGUUCGACUCGUCAUCGACCGGCAGUGAACUGCGCAGUCUAUCUCGCAGCGACAGCACCCUAUCGGCGCAGUCCAUGCCGUUGAGCUCGUCGGCGCCGGAGCUUCUGCUGGGACUGUCCUUCAACGACAUCACCGGCCACCUGAAAGUGGAGGUCAUCAAGGGCUCGCGGUUCCGCAGUCCCAGCGUCAACCGUCCCGUGGACACCUAUAUCAAACUGAGUCUGCUCUCCUCCAACGGCCAGGAGAUCUCCCGCGCCAAGACCUCCGUCCGCCGUGCCCAGCCUAACCCGAUUUUCCGGGAGACCUUUCUUUUCCCGGUGGCCCUGUUCCAGUUGUCGGAUGUGACGCUGCUCUGCAGUGUGUACAUGCGGCGCAGUAUGAAGCGCAAACAGCUGCUGGGCUGGCUGGCCAUGGGCUACAACAACACGUCGCGCGACGGCAACGCUCACUGGCGGGAUUUCCAGCUGACCCACGACCAAGUGUGCCGCUGGCACGCGCUGACCACCUCCUGACCUUUCAAUCAAAAACACCCCCUUUCUCUUGAUAAUCGUGCUAAUCACUGUUUUUUAUUCACACGGCUUUCGCACACGCAUUCCCCGAGAAACCUGUAUUAAACCCCGAGUAU
Molecule: messenger RNA, 2309 nt
Organism: Paramacrobiotus metropolitanus
Lineage: Eukaryota; Metazoa; Tardigrada; Eutardigrada; Parachela; Macrobiotidae
Product: synaptotagmin-16-like
Exons: 7
Coding region: 277-2196 (639 amino acids)
Source: RefSeq, a predicted model, not a curated record